This is a messenger RNA of Trichomycterus rosablanca, 4728 nucleotides long. RefSeq names its product contactin associated protein family member 5b (gene cntnap5b). NCBI's taxonomy places the organism in Eukaryota, Metazoa, Chordata, Actinopteri, Siluriformes, Trichomycteridae. The transcript is spliced from 26 exons. Bases 123 to 4061 code for a protein of 1312 amino acids. The record is from RefSeq and is a predicted model, not a curated record.
AGGACUGUUUUGACAGCAAAAGGGGCACCAACAGGAACAGGGUUCAGUGGCAACUCUUCCUAGAAGACUUAAGAAGAAGAUUGCAGAAAAACAUCGAAACAACUGAUGUAUACACAGCUCAGAUGAAGAUGACAGUGAACGUGAUAAGCGUGCCGGUUGGUGUCGGUGCUUGCAGGACUUUGCUCGCGGUCGGAUUGACGGUGUUGUGCACGCUCCGGUCAGCUCUGUCUGCCCAUCAUCACCAUCACCAUCACUGUAAUGGCCCGCUGGUCUCAGAUCUUCCUCCCACCUCGUUCCAGAACUCCUCUGCCUCCUCAGAAAGUCACUCGGCAUAUUAUGCUAAGUUAAACAGUAGACACGGUGAUGGAGGCUGGAGCCCAGAGCGCACGGACCGUCUGCGCUGGUUGCAGGUCGACCUGGGUGAAAGAGUGGAGGUCAUAGCCGUGGCCACCCAAGGUUGUUUCGGCAGCUCUGAUUGGGUGACCAGCUAUGCACUGCUGUAUAGUGACACCGGAAGAGACUGGAAACAGUACAGACAUGAAGAUAACGGUGGUAUUUUUACUGGAAACACAGAUGCAGACGGGGUGGUUCACAACAAACUGCCACACAUACUCAGAACACGUUACCUGCGUUUCAUUCCUCGGGAGUGGAGCCUGGAGGGUUGGAUCGGCCUCAGGGUGGAAGUCUAUGGCUGCUCUUAUAAGUCGGACGUGGCUGAUUUUGAUGGAAGGAGCGCCUUGCUCUACCGGUUCAAUCAGAAAUCCAUGAGCACAGUAAAGGACGUGAUCUCUCUGCACUUUAAAAGUUUAAAAGCCGACGGUGUUCUUGUCCACGCCGAGGGUCAGAGAGGGGAUUACAUCACGCUAGAGCUACACAGAGGACGCCUUGCCUUACAUAUCAACCUGGAUGAUGCUAAAUCGAAUUCCAAGAGCAGUCACGUCUCAGUUUCUUUGGGAAGCCUGCUGGACGAUCAGCAUUGGCACUCCGUUUUGAUUGAGCGCUUCAAUAAACAGAUCAACUACACAGUGGAUCGUAUGACGCAUCACGUUCGAGCUGGAGGGCUGGGGGACACGCUGGAGGUCGACUAUGAACUCAGCAUUGGUGGCGUUCCUCUGCCCGGAAAACCAGGUACGUUCCUGCGCAAGAACUUCCAAGGAUGUAUGGAAAACCUCUACUACAAUGGGGUGAACAUCAUUGACCUGGCUAAACGCAAGAAACCGCAGAUCUACAGUGAGGGCAACGUGACCUUCUCCUGCUCCGAGCCUCCGUCCAUCUCGGCCACCUUCCUCAGCUCAACCAGCAGCUUCCUCCAGGUGCCAGCAGAUUUCCCAGCGGUCCAGACGAAUAACGACGAAUCGUCCGCGUGGACCGUCGGAUUUCAGUUCCGUACAUGGAACAGACACGCCAUGCUCGUGUGGAUCGGCCUGCAGGGCACCGAAAAACUGCUCCUGUUGCUCGGCGAUGCCCAGCUGAGGUUCAUACACUACAGAUCAGCGCUACAGAGCUCGGAAAUCACCGUCGGUCGGGGUCUGAGUAACGGCCAGUGGCACUCCAUCUUUGUUGAACUGAGCGGACAUCAAGCUUCCGUCUCCCUGGACAACAAGUUUCCGUCCAGCAUGAUGCUGGGGUAUGAUGUACAGCCUGGGAUCACCUUGCUGAUAGGAGGAUGCCCAGGAUUGCCAUCCAGUCAGGGCUGUCACAACCCCACACUGGCCUAUCAGGGCUGCAUGCGCUCCAUUGUCAUCAACAACCAUCCGAUCGACCUGUACCGCGUGCAGCAAGGGCGUUUCGGUAACUACAGUGAGAUCGAGUUUGACAUUUGUGGAAUCCGAGACAGGUGUUUGCCCAAUUACUGUGAGCAUGGUGGUGAAUGCUCCCAAUCCUGGAACUCAUUUAGCUGUGACUGUUCUGGCACAGGUUACACCGGUGCUACCUGCCAUAACUCCAUAUUCGAAGCAUCAUGUGAAGCUCACAGAUUAACAGGAAGCUCCUCUGGAUUUUUCUCCAUCGACCCAGACGGCAGUGGGCCGCUCACUCAUACCGUCGUCUACUGUAACAUGACCGAGGAGAAGGUGUGGAUGGUAAUAGAUCAUAACAGUUCUCAGCCAGUGAGCGUUCAGGGCACGGGCGUGCACACGCCACAUGUCAUGAAGCUAAAUUAUAGUGCAACACUGCAGCAACUUACAACCCUGCUACACAGGGCGCAACACUGCCAACAGGAAGUGAUGUAUCACUGCAGGAAGUCCCGCCUCUUCAACACCUGGGAUGGCACUCCAUUAUCCUGGUGGGUGGACAGGGCAGGAGAAAAAAGGACAUACUGGGCUGGUUUUCUCCCCGGAGUCCAGCAGUGUUCCUGCAGUUUAGCUGAAAAUUGCAUCGAUAUGAACCAUUUCUGCAACUGUGAUGCAGACAGAAACUCAUGGGAGAACGACACCGGAUUGCUCUCGUAUAAAGAGCAUCUGCCUGUAACUGAGAUUGUGGUGGGAGAUACGGACAGAUCUGGGUCAGAAGCUGUUUACAGAGUCGGACCACUAAAGUGUUUUGGAGACAGGUUUCUGUGGAACGCCGUGUCCUUUUACCAGGAGUUUUCGUACCUACACUUCCCCACUCUACAGUCCAAACUUAGUGUGGAUAUCUCAUUCUACUUCAAAACUACAGCACCCUCAGGAGUAUUCCUGGAGAAUCUUGGAGUCAGAGACUUCAUUAGGGUGGAGCUAAGUGCUCCAUCGGUGGUGACGUUCUCGUUUGAUGUGGGAAAUGGAUCGAUGAUUCUGACUGUCAAGUCCCACAUCCCUCUCAAUGAUAGACAGUGGCAUUAUGUCCGAGCUGAGAGGAAUGUGAAGGAGGCGUCGCUGCAGGUGGACCAGCUGCCCCUACGCUUCCUGGAAGCACCACCGGACAGCCCCACCCACCUGAAGCUCAAUGGACAGCUGUAUGUGGGUGGGACUGCCUCUAGACAGAAGGGAUUUUUGGGAUGCAUCAGGGCAUUAACCGUUAAUGGAAUAACCUUUGAUCUUGAGGAACGGGCCAAAAUGACCCCAGGAGUCAGCGCCGGGUGUCCGGGAUACUGCAGCAGUCAUAACCGACUGUGCUACAACCGAGGCCGGUGUAUUGAGAAGAACAGUGGCUACGUCUGUGAUUGCACACAUUCAGCAUACGGGGGGCCGAACUGCCAGAAAGAGGUGUCGGUAUCUUUCGAGAGUGGUACAUCAGUGACCUACAGUUUCCAGGAGCCGUUUUCCGUGAUGCGCAACACAAGCCGCCAAUCGUCGGCCAUCUACGCUCAAAACAGCAGAUCUCGAGAGAACGUGGCCUUCCGUUUCCUCACUACGAAAUCUCCAGCCAUGCUGAUGACCGUCACGACCUACCAGCAGCAGUACAUGGCCAUAAUCCUCGCCCGAAACGGAAGUUUGCAGAUUUGGUAUAAACUAAACCGGGAAAAGGAGCCGGAUGUUUUUCUUGCCACCCAGCACAGCCUAGCUAACGGCAAUCUUCACCGAAUACAGCUACACAGAGAGGGCAGGGACAUGUACGUCCAGGUUAAUAAGGAUGUGAAUGAGAAGUACAGACUCUCCACAGACAGGGAGCUGAACAUGAUCAGGUCUCUCACAUUGGGUAAAGUCACAGGAGGUCAAGCCGGCGUGGAUGACGAAGUGCUUCAGGCAGGAUCAAGAGGAUUCGUUGGCUGCCUCUCAUCAGUCCAGUUUAAUCACCUCGCCCCUUUAAAAGCAGCCAUACUGAAUCGAGGAAGCUCGUUGGUCAGCGUGCUCGGAAAUCUGGUGGAGUCGAACUGUGGAGAACUGGCUGAUCGAUCACACUCACUGUCAGAGCACAUGGAUGGAGAGAACCGAGGUAAGGAGCAGCUGAAGAACUCGGAGCCGAGUGAAUCAGCAGUGAUCGGGGGGUUGAUAGCAGCACUACUCCUCAUCGUUCUUUGUGCAGUGGCGGCAAUAAUGCGUUUCUUAUUUCGCUGUCGGCGAGAACAUUCCCAUCAGCCCAAGGAGAAGGCACACAAUCCUCAGCCAGAGUUAAGAGACAGCCAGAAGGAGUACUUCAUCUAAACUCUAGCGCUAACCUUUCGAAUCCACAGACUCUUCGCUGAGUGAACGAGGAGGAGGCCAGGGGAGCAGAUAGUGCCCUCUAUUUAUGCUCCAUUCCUCCAUUUCAGGCAGCCUCUGUAGGUAGAUGCUUGGGCUGACUGUGGGAAAUGGGACACAGCCAAAGAGCCACGCAAUAUAGAGUGACGACACUGUUCCGAGGGAUGUUAUUGGACUUACAUACCGUGUCAUACUUUAGAAGACCGUUAACAGAGCGAAGGCUGAACGCAUGAGGACACGAAGUGCACUUGAUUUCCCUUAGUUUGUGUCUUGUGUAAGUAGAAGGCAAGGCUGACUGGGUGGAAAGGAACUAAAGUGGGAUGCAGUAUUUCAUUAGCUUUGAUUUUGGCUUCACCUUAACUCAUCUCACUGAGAAGGAUAGAAGACUGGCCAAACCCUCACGAAUAAUAAGGUCCCCUUGAUCCUCAUUAAACACAUUUAGUCAUGUAACAUUGGGCCAUCUCACUUUCUUUGGGUAAAAUUGUGUCCAGGAUUAACUGUAAAAAAAUAGGCAACAAUUGGAGAUAUAUGACAUAGGCGGAUGGAGAUAUACACCGAUCAGCCAUAACAUUAAAACCACCUCCUUGUUUCUACACUCAUUGUCCAUUUUAUCACCUCCACUUACCAUAUU